Molecule: messenger RNA, 1502 nt
Organism: Larimichthys crocea (large yellow croaker)
Lineage: Eukaryota; Metazoa; Chordata; Actinopteri; Sciaenidae
Gene: slc25a26
Product: solute carrier family 25 member 26
Exons: 10
Coding region: 288-1100 (270 amino acids)
Biological process (GO): transmembrane transport
Source: RefSeq, a predicted model, not a curated record
AUUAUAAUUGCAAACACCUGUGUCGAAAAUGGCUGCUGUGAAAAAGGUCUAUUGUAAAGAUUAAACUGAAUUUUUAUUUCAUUUAACGACACAAGUGUACUACUCACACAAUAGCGUUCGACGUCACGUAAGGACCGUACGUCAUGACGUCGAACGCGGAAGUUAUUCAGAAAGAUGGCAGCGUCCUUGACCGGCAUGUUUUGAUCCGAGUCGAGUGUCAAACAUGAUGAAGAGUUGAACAUUUGACGGGCUGCACCUCUGACAAGAGAAGAUUUUGAGAGCGGAGCAUGGAGAGACGACAGUUCAUCGCGUCUCUGGUGGCAGGAGGCUGCGCAGGGAUGUGUGUGGAUCUGACCCUCUUCCCUCUGGACACCAUUAAGACAAGACUGCAGAGUCAGCAGGGCUUCUACAAGGCAGGAGGCUUCAGGGGCAUCUACGCUGGAGUCCCAUCUGCUGCUGUCGGCUCCUUCCCCAAUGCCGCUGCUUUCUUCGUCACCUACGAUUGCACAAAGUCCCUGCUCGGCGCUGGUGGACUGCUAGCGGCACCACACAUGGCACCUGUCACUCACAUGCUGGCCGCCUCCCUGGGAGAAAUAGUGGCGUGUCUAAUCCGGGUGCCCACAGAGGUAGUCAAGCAGAGGACUCAGGCUUCUCCCUCAUCCACCACCUACCACAUGCUGCUGGCUACACUCAGAGAAGAGGGUGUCCGUGGCUUGUACAGAGGAUACAGGAGUACGGUUCUCAGAGAGAUCCCGUUCUCGCUGGUGCAGUUUCCACUGUGGGAAUAUUUAAAGACUCUGUGGUCGUGGAGGCAAGGUCACACGCUCUACUCUUGGCAGGCUGCAGUGUGCGGAGCUUUUGCAGGUGCCGUAGCGGCAUUUGUUACCACUCCUCUUGACGUGGCGAAGACCAGGAUCAUGCUCGCAAAGGCCGGCUCGACCACAGCAAGUGGCAACAUCCCACUGGUCCUCUAUGAUGUGUGGAGAAGCCGAGGCAUUUCAGGUCUGUUUGCGGGCAGCAUACCAAGGGUGACCUUCAUCAGUAUGGGUGGUUUCAUCUUCCUGGGAGCCUAUGAGAAGGUCCGCCGGACUUUGCUAUAGCAGCACGUCCUCUGUGACUGUCCUUUAUGAAUGUCCUGAGCCCGGACCUGCAGGGGAACCAGCAGGGACAAGCAUCUCUGGAAGUAGCACCCUCGUCCCCUGGAGGCCCUCCUGCACCUCCAUGCUGCUGGGCCCCACGAGAAGCAAGGAACACCUGGUGCUUGGGGGGGGAAGAGUCGUCCGUGGGCCCGAUCACAUUACCCAGGGUGCUGCAUUCCUGCUCAUCAGUGCCCUGCGUAUUGAGUUUAACAGUCUGAGGUCACACUUUUGUAACAGCACCAACAGCUUGGUGAAUUGGAAGCCACACAGUGUCACACGAGACUAGCAACGGAGCAUCUUUACUGUUUAAUGUGUGUGUGAGUGUGAAUCAAUAAGUUGUUGUAUUAAAGUCUCUUUUUUUUA